AUGACCGGCUACGUGACAACAAGAUACUACCGAGCCCCCGAAAUCAUGCUUACUUGGCAAAACUAUGGAGUUGAGGUGGACAUGUGGAGUUCAGGCUGCAUCCUAGCUGAAAUGAUCCAGGGCCAACCUCUUUUCCCCGGCAAGGAUCAUGCGCAUCAAUUUUUAAUUAUCUCCGAUCUACUUGGUUCAAUACCCCCGGAGAUCCUUCCCAAUAUCUGUGCCGAGGGGACGAUGGAGCGCAUUGCAGCUCUUCCCCAACGAAAGAAACAGCCAUUUCGAAACAAGUUCAAGGGUGCAUCAUUUGAAGCUCUCGAUUUUCUGGAAAGAGUGCUCGUGUGGGACCCAAGCCAUCGCAUCUGUGCCGCUGACGCUCUUUCACACCCAUACAUGAGUCUCUACCAUGACCCAGAAGAUGAGCCAGUAGCAGUCGCGCCUUUCAAUUGGGCUUUGGUGACUGCCGAGUAUUCAGUAGAUACGUGGAAAUAUAUGAUGUUGGUACACCCUGGUCUGGUAUUAUUUCUUGAUUUCGAUAAUUGA
Messenger RNA from Penicillium verhagenii, 537 nucleotides. Its product is annotated as CMGC/MAPK/P38 protein kinase. Gene Ontology annotation, molecular function: MAP kinase activity; ATP binding. The transcript has 3 exons. Gene Ontology annotation, biological process: cellular response to oxidative stress; osmosensory signaling pathway; protein phosphorylation. NCBI's taxonomy places the organism in Eukaryota, Fungi, Ascomycota, Eurotiomycetes, Eurotiales, Aspergillaceae. Gene Ontology annotation, cellular component: nucleus; cytoplasm. The record is from RefSeq and is a predicted model, not a curated record. Bases 1 to 537 code for a protein of 178 amino acids.